This is a messenger RNA of Notothenia coriiceps (black rockcod), 499 nucleotides long. RefSeq names its product FERM, RhoGEF and pleckstrin domain-containing protein 1-like. The record is from RefSeq and is a predicted model, not a curated record. Gene Ontology annotation, molecular function: guanyl-nucleotide exchange factor activity. Bases 203 to 499 code for a protein of 98 amino acids. The transcript has 4 exons. NCBI's taxonomy places the organism in Eukaryota, Metazoa, Chordata, Actinopteri, Perciformes, Nototheniidae.
CAGGUCCAGUCGGAAAGUGGAGGCUGUGUGUCGGGACUUUGAGCAGCAGAGGGUCUGCUACCUGCCGCUCAACAUCUUCCUCCUCCGUCCUCUUCAUCGCCUGCUCCACUACAAACUGAUCCUGGAGAGGCUCUGCAAACAUUACCCCCCGACUCACGAAGACUUCAGGGACUCCAGAGCGGGCCUGGCGGACAUCUCGGAGAUGGUGCUGCAGCUGCAAGGCGCCAUGAUGAAGAUGGAGAACUUCCAGAAGCUUCUGGAGCUGAAGAAGGAUCUGACCGGCAUCGAAAACCUCGCCAUCCCCGGGAGGGAAUUCAUCAGGCUGGGUUGCCUCAGCAAGCUCUCAGGAAAGGGCCUCCAGCAGAGGAUGUUCUUCUUGUUCAGUGAUUCCUUGGUGUACACAAGUCGAGGAAUGACCCCGUCAAAUCAGUUUAAAGUUCACGGCCAGAUGCCCCUCUACGGCAUGACGGUACGAGAACAUAUAAAAAGCAUUUUGUGA